Elgaria multicarinata webbii is the source of this 1369-nucleotide messenger RNA. RefSeq names its product zinc finger protein 830 (gene ZNF830). Gene Ontology annotation, biological process: nuclear DNA replication; mitotic DNA damage checkpoint signaling; mitotic DNA replication checkpoint signaling. Bases 22 to 1152 code for a protein of 376 amino acids. Gene Ontology annotation, molecular function: nucleic acid binding; zinc ion binding. The transcript is spliced from 10 exons. Gene Ontology annotation, cellular component: nucleus; spliceosomal complex. The record is from RefSeq and is a predicted model, not a curated record. NCBI's taxonomy places the organism in Eukaryota, Metazoa, Chordata, Lepidosauria, Squamata, Anguidae.
UGCCUGCUCCUUCGCAGUAUCAUGGCAACCUCGGGUUCGACCGGGAAGCGGCGGCCGGCCGCUGCUGCAGCCGCCGCCGCCGUGGGCCAAGAGGAGCUGCGGCGGCUGAUGCGGUUGAAGCAGCGCGAGACGGCGGCGGGAAAGAGGAAGAAAGUCGACUCGCCCUUCGCCAGAUAUAACAGUUUGGGGAAUUUAAGCUGCUCUCUGUGCAAUGUGUCUGUGAAGAGUGAACUCUUGUGGCAAACACAUGCUCUUGGGAAGCAGCAUAAGGAGAAACUUGAACAAUUAAAAGGUCUUAAGCAAUCAGUACCAGGCUCCAUUCCUAACACCUCAUCUUCUCUCAAAAGGAAAACUACAAACACAGAACUUCCAGAACUGAAGAAAGUAAAAGAUUCUAGUGACCAUUCACAAACUGUCGCAUCUGGGUUGCCAGCAGAUUUCUUUGGCAAAACUGAACAAGCGCAAGCAGAAAGACCAUCUUCAAAAUCUUCAAGCGGAGACUCAUUAGGGGAAGAGGAGGAGGAGGAAAAAGCAGAAGAGACAGCAAAAGAAAUCAAAGACAAUAACAGUCAACUUCCUCUGCCAUCCUCAGUUCUGGGUACAGCAGCUACAGUCCCUACUCAAAAAGAAGAAACUGCUGCUACUUUACCGUCAGGCUAUUUGGAAAACCAAGGUUUAGCCACACCUCUGGUCUCCCAUUCUGGCUCUAUUCAGAAAGCAGAAAUACAAGAAAAGGUUGUGGAGAGGAGAGAAAACACUGCAGAGGCCUUGCCAGAGGGAUUUUUUGAUGAUCCUGAAGUGGAUGCAAAGGUGCGAAAGGUCGAUGCUCCAAAGGAUCAGAUGGACAAAGAAUGGGAUGAAUUCCAGAAAGCCAUGCGACAAGUCAAUACAAUUUCAGAAGCUAUAGUGGCUGAAGAAGAUGAAGAAGGGCGACUUGACCGUCAGAUUGGAGAAAUUGAUGAGCAGAUUGAAUGUUUCCGUCGUGUUGAACACCUACGAGACCGCCAGGAUACAAUGAAAGAUAAACUGAGGGAAGCCAUGAGACUAAGAUCCACGCAGGCGAAGGAGGAUGAAGAUGUUGGUAGUGAUGAUGAAGGGGAAUUGCAGGACUUGCUCUCUCAGGAUUGGAGGGCAAAGGGGACUUUGUUGUAGCUGUCUGGAGUGGGGAUUAACCUCUAGAUCUGUGACAUUGUUGUCUUUUAUCAUAUACCACCCUUUCAUUUAUCAUGUGCCACUUGCACCCUUUUAAUCCUGCCGAUGUUAAAAUCAACUGUAAAAUGUGUUUAUAGGUUUAGCAACAGAAAAGGCUUGUACAUUGUAAAGCUGUACAUUGUAAAAUCUUUUUAUAAAGGCUACUGUAGAUUUCCUA